AUGCAGUCGAGGUGGAGAAGGCUCGAGUACGGAGAUGGGCCGGCGGCCUUCCCCAGGGAACCCACUCCGUUGGCUGCCCUUCAUGUACCCGGAGGCUCGGAUGUCCUCUUGACGGUGGGAGGCUCUUCCUCGUCGACGUCCCGCGUGAAGGAGGGCCAAGCCCUUGCAGCCCAAGAUUUCGAAGAGCUGCUUGUAGGCGGAGGUGAGGUCGCGACCGACUGUUGGUCUGCACCGCUCUCUGGGGGCGGUUUUGAGCGAUCGGUUCUCGCCUUCCCUCCGAAGCCGCGGUUUGGCUACAGCCUGACGCCUCUGGAUCAGGGCGGGGGUCGACUCCUCCUCUUCGGUGGCCAUACCGGCCGUCCAGGAUCUGGCCGGUGUUUGUCAGACCUCCAUGUGAUCGAGCUUCCAGAGAAGAGUGCUCCUUCUAAAGACGUGGAGAGGAGACCGGACUCUGAUUCCGGCACAGAGAGCGAGGAGGAGGACAUCUUCUUUGCCUCCAACUAUCGUGCGGCCUGCGGGUCUGCCGUCGCUGCGGCGACGCUGCUGUCGACGGAGGCUGGAGCAGCAGCGUCCAAACGUCGAGGAUUUGAAGCCGAGUCCUCUGACGAUGAGAACGAUGAGACGGCCAGGAGUGCGUUUCCGAAGCGCGCCCUGCCCUGCACCACGGAGGAUGUCCUGGCGAAGAUGGGUUCCACUCAGGUGACCAUGACACGCCGAACCGGGAAGUCCCAGGAGGCAGCGACCUCCUCCGAUCGGCCGGGAGGCACUUCGCCCUUCGAGGGGGCGCGGUGGCGGCAACCGCAGGCCUUGGAAACCACAGCGUCGCCAAGGCCGCGAGCAGGUCACAGCGCUGUGCUGCAGGUCCCCAUCGCCCCGGGAGAGACCCCAGCGGUGCUCAUCUACGGCGGCUUGGGCGACGGAGGGCUGCCUUUGAGCGAUGCCUUCGAGGUACGAAUCCUCGAAACCGAGGAUCAGUCCUUGGAAUUCGUUUGGAGCCUCUUGGAUGCCGGUGGAAAGGAGCAUUGUGAGACGGCCCCUUGGGAGCAGCAGAAAGCUCCCAGGCCGCGUACGUGCCAUUCUGCCGUGUUCUGGCCCUCCAGCUCCGAGCGUAGCAUGGUGGUCUUCGGUGGCCUUGGCAUGGGGCUCGAAGGGGAGCCGAAAGCCCUGGGAGACACCUGGAUGCUCAUGGUUGGCUCACCGACUCCUGGCCGUGGAUUGCCUCAGGUCCAGGCGACUGCCGGCUGGAAGCGGCCAAUGAUGACAGGUGGUGCACCGCCCUGCCGUUUCGGCCAUGGUGCGUGCCUGGUAAGUGUUGAUGGCUCCACUUCCCGAAUGUUGGUGGCUGGUGGCCUGGACGCCUCCGGCAGCCCUUUGGCAGACUGUUGGCUGCUGCACCUGAAGGAGCUACGCUGGGAGUGUGUCGCCGAUGGCACCACGCCUCUGGCCCGACCGCUGAGCACUUUGGCAGAGCAAGGUGAAACAGCUCCGAAAGAUUUGGGGCGAUGCCAUGCAGUGUGGUCCGUCUCGGAGAAGGCCGUGAUCAUUUGGAGUUGCCACGGCUUCUGGGCCUGGCAGGAGGCGGACCAGACGAAACUCCUUCUGCGCGGCGGCAAGAGCGAGAAGGCUCUCCAGCCAGUCUCCCCAAGAAAGAGGCCCUCCGGUGCUACUCCAGCUUUAGCCGACAAGCUCAUCAGUGAGGAGUGGAAGCGCGCCGGCGAUACGGAGCGCACGUUCAGUAAAGGUGGCCUUAGCUUCUUGGCCCCUGUGGCGGAGCCCAAAGCGAAGGCUUCUCGCGCGGAGGAGCCUGUGGAAACUGCACCCCGAGACUUACCGAGCGUCUUGCCGCCCCGACGCCGGCAACCAACGGGGACAGGUUGGAAGGACGGACCGGGCACAGAUGCCUCCGACACAGCCUUCCAGCAGUCUUGGCCACAGCAAAAGGCGAAACGCGCCGACUCGGAGAAGCGAGGCGUGGCUUCGGCGAUGGGCCGGGAGAGAAAGCAUUCCUCCUCGCACAAGCAGAUCCGGCCUUUGGGCCCCGUCCUACCCCCGGCGCGCCAGGAACGUGCCGCACAGGGCUGA
This is a messenger RNA of Symbiodinium sp. CCMP2592, 2082 nucleotides long. Lineage: Eukaryota; Dinophyceae; Suessiales; Symbiodiniaceae. The record is from the annotation of a GenBank genome assembly.